UUUCUCUUUAUAUAUGUUCUGUGCCUUCCACCAUGCUUGGAAACCCUAUGUUGCAGUUUUCCGGGCACAAAUAAAUUAGCGGAAAAAAAAAAAGAGUAUAAUACUGUUAUCAAAUACAUCAAUUGUAAUUAUCUUUGCGAUAUUUUUGGAAUCAUGAAUAAUUCUACUUUUAUUCUUGAUAAUGGCGCUUACACAGCAAAAGUUGGUUUAUCCACUGAGACACCCAAAUUAGUUCCGAAUUGCAUAAUGAAAGCGAAGAGUGAACGUCGCAGGCCUUUUGUAGGAAAUCAGAUUGAAGAGUGCAGGGAUGCUUCUGGGCUCUUUUACAUUUUACCUUUUCAAAAAGGUUAUCUAGUGAAUUGGGAUAUUCAAAAGACUGUAUGGGACUAUAUAUUUUCAAAAGAAUCUUGUUCAGUUAAUUUAAGUCAGAUGUCUGUAAUAGUGACUGAACCUAUAUUCAAUUUUUCAAGUAUUCAAGAGGCUAUGACAGAGAUUUUCUUCGAGGAAUAUGAAUGUCACAGUCUCCUGAGAAUAAAUGCUGCGAGUCUUUCAUGUUACAAAUAUAGAGCUGAAUAUCCUACUACAAAAUGUUGUAUAGUAGUGGAUAGCGGAUACAGUUUUACACACAUUAUCCCUUAUAUUAAUGAUACAAAAGUAAAAGAAGGAAUACGAAGGAUAGAUGUGGGUGGUAAACUCUUAACAAAUCACCUGAAAGAAAUUAUAUCGUAUCGUCAAUUGCAUGUUAUGGAUGAAACAUAUGUAAUCAAUCAAGUGAAGGAAGAUUGUUGUUUUAUAUCCCAAGAUUUCUUUAAGGAUAUGGAACAGGCCAAACAUAAAUUGGAGAGCAAUACCAUUGUUAAAGAUUACGUUUUGCCAGAUUAUACCACAUUGCGACGUGGAUAUCUUAAAGAUCCUGAGCCAUCUAAUGAGCAACAAACUUUACGUUUGACUAAUGAGAGAUUUGCAAUACCUGAGAUAUUAUUUCAUCCUUCAGAUGUUGGCAUUCGACAAAUGGGUAUUCCAGAAGCUAUUAUGGAUUCUAUAAAGACUUGCAGCGAAGAAAUGUGGCCUCAUUUUCUCUCCAAUAUUAUUCUUGUUGGUGGUAAUGCAAAAUUUCCAGGAUUUAAGGACAGAGUCUACAAAGAAGUUAGAAGUUUAGCUCCAGCUGAAUACCCAGUGAAUGUCUACUUGCCACAAAACCCCAUUACUUACUCAUGGUAUGGUGGGAAGCAACUUUCACAAGACACAAUAUUUCCUAAUCUUAUGGUAACGAGAGAAGAGUAUGAAGAAGAGGGACCAUCUUUAUGUUUCGAAAAAUUUGACAUAUAAUUCUGUUCUUGUUAUACAAUAUCUAUUAAUAAAAAAUGAAUUUGAUACAAAUGAAAUGUUUCCUACAAAAACCUGAGUUGGAUCACUGACGUUACACUGUAAUCCGAUUGAAGACGUUUCUUACUACAGGGGUUACAUCGUACAUCUCCUAUAGUUACUCGUUUUAAAUUUUUCGCCGAUGAUUGCCGCUGAAAAGAAAAGUGCUACUCGUAAGAUUUUUUAAGAUGAUACAACCUGGGAUACGAAUAUAAAAUUUUAUUCUUAUAUCGUUGCAUUCUUCUUUUGAUAUACAAUUUUCCUUAAAUUUUUAUUUCCGCGUACACACACCUUCCUUUUAACAUUAUACCAUAUUCCUCGUUACUUGGGGUAUGACAGCUUUACAAAAUUAUAAUUGCCUAUCAAAAUUAUAUUCUUAGAUGUUUAAGAACGACGCACAUCUGAUUGUUGAAAUUUAAUCUUAUAUUAAAAUUAUUAAAUGAUAUACAAUUAAGAUAACAAAGAGACUUGUAAUUUUUAUAAGUAAAAUUAUAAAUACUGUACCGUUAUGUACUGCUUAAUAAAUGCAUUAUAGACAAACGUA
Molecule: messenger RNA, 1909 nt
Organism: Solenopsis invicta (red fire ant)
Lineage: Eukaryota; Metazoa; Arthropoda; Insecta; Hymenoptera; Formicidae
Gene: Arp6
Product: actin-related protein 6
Exons: 4
Coding region: 154-1329 (391 amino acids)
Cellular component (GO): Swr1 complex
Molecular function (GO): nucleosome binding
Source: RefSeq, a predicted model, not a curated record